AUGCCCCCGGGAUGCUUGUUUUGUGAUAAUUGUGGCACUUAUGAUCAUGAUACCUCCCAAUGUGUAUAUUCUUGUGAAACUCAACCCCUUCUCCAAGAACAUGUUGAUAAUGUGGAGAAUGUCAAUGCUAUGAAUUUUACCCCACUCAUGGGGAAUAUGGGGAACAUGAGGCCAAACCCCAAUCUAAUGGGGAAUUGGAAUCAAAAUUGGAACCGUGGUUGGAACCAAGGUGGUGGUGGUUAUGAUAGCCAAUACCAUGGUGGGGGAGACCCUUCCAAUCCCAAUGGAAGAGGCUACCCUAACCAAAGCGGUUAUGGUAAUCAAAAUCAACAACACAACUCCAGUUACUAUGACCAUCAAAACCAAGGUUUUGGUGAUCAAAGUAAUAUGGGGAAUAAUCAACAAAUAAAUGUUUCCAACCAAGGUACUGGAGGCAAUAGGGCUCAAUAUACUUCUCAUUAUGCCCAAACUAAUAGGCCUCGGGGUUUCCAUCAACCCUAA
Chenopodium quinoa (quinoa) is the source of this 501-nucleotide messenger RNA. RefSeq names its product trihydrophobin-like. The transcript has a single exon. NCBI's taxonomy places the organism in Eukaryota, Viridiplantae, Streptophyta, Magnoliopsida, Caryophyllales, Amaranthaceae. The record is from RefSeq and is a predicted model, not a curated record. The coding region runs from base 1 to 501 and encodes 166 amino acids.